AUGUUUGACGGUAGUUCGGUCCAAUGGGUAAAAGAGUGCCACGAUAAGUACGGCGAUGCGGUUCGUGUGACCCCAAGUGAAGUCAGCUUCAUCUCAGGAGAAACUGCUUGGCAAAGCAUCUACGGCUUCCGUGUAGGCAAGAGCAAGAACACCGGAUAUUACCUCAAGGACAGGAAUUGGUACUUAGCACCUGCCAAUGGCGUUGAGUCAAUCAUCAUAGCAGAUGAAGCAGGACACUCGAGAAUGCGACGUAACCUCGCACACGCUUUCAGUGAUAAAGCCCUGCGAGGACAAGAGAGUCUCAUUCAGUCUUAUGUCGAUCUUCUCGUUCAGCGCAUGGGCGAACACGCCGCUCAAGGCAAAGACAUGGAUAUCAUGACCUGGUACAACUAUGCAACUUUCGAUAUCAUAUCCGAUCUCACCUUCGGCGAACCACUCUACUGCCUGCGCGAUUCCGUCAAACACAGCUGGGUUUCCAUCACCUUCAAGUCCAUAACGGCCACCGGUUUGAACGCUGCUCGCAAUAAGCAUUUCAUCUUCAGGUGGUCCAACUCCCUGCGCAGCAUUUUCCAAGACAACUCAGUAGCUGCGCGCGCACGACUCGAGUUCUUCGAGCGCGCUCGCGAUCAGGUCAGCAAGCGACUAGCGAAGCUUGACAGCGAGAAAGGCGUGGAAAAACCAGACUUCUUCACCCACAUAGUGAACAACCAAGAGAAGGAAGCAACAAGAAUGACCAGAGACGAAAUGGACAGCAAUGCAGUCACCUUUCUCAUUGCAGGUAGCGAAACUACUGCUACAACAUUGUCGGGCGCUACCCAUUUCCUCCUCCGUAACCCCUCUGCGUAUACUAAACUCGCUGCCGAAAUCCGCUCUCGUUUUUCUUCUCCUGAUGAGAUCACUAUGGAAGAAGUCAACAAGCUCGAAUACCUCAUCGCCGUCUUUCAGGAAACUCUACGACUUUAUCCACCCGUUGCCACAGGCUUUCCUCGUGUUGUGCCAGCGGGAGGCGACAAUAUUUCAGGCCACUAUAUCCCUGGCGGCACUUCGGUAUACUGUUCCCAGCACGCGAUGUAUCAUUCUGAGCGCAAUUUCAAGGACCCAGAGCUCUUCGUUCCGGAACGCUGGUUGGGCGAGGAACGCUACAAGGAUGAUAAGAGGUCGACGCUGAAUCCGUUCAGCUUUGGACCAAGGAACUGUUUGGGCAAGAAUCUUGCAUACGCGGAAAUGCGUCUUAUCCUCGCUAAGAUCGUCUUCGCUUUCGACCUCGAACUCGUAGAGAAAGAGAGGGAUUGGAUGGGUGAGCAGAAGGUUUUCACGCUCUGGGAUAAAAGCGCGUUGAUGGUCAACAUAAAGCCCGUACAUCGUUAG
Alternaria arborescens is the source of this 1368-nucleotide messenger RNA. RefSeq lists its product as hypothetical. Gene Ontology annotation, molecular function: monooxygenase activity; oxidoreductase activity, acting on paired donors, with incorporation or reduction of molecular oxygen; heme binding. The transcript is spliced from 4 exons. NCBI's taxonomy places the organism in Eukaryota, Fungi, Ascomycota, Dothideomycetes, Pleosporales, Pleosporaceae. The record is from RefSeq and is a predicted model, not a curated record. Bases 1 to 1368 code for a protein of 455 amino acids.